This is a messenger RNA of Aplosporella prunicola CBS 121167, 2050 nucleotides long. RefSeq lists its product as uncharacterized. Bases 143 to 1951 code for a protein of 602 amino acids. NCBI's taxonomy places the organism in Eukaryota, Fungi, Ascomycota, Dothideomycetes, Botryosphaeriales, Aplosporellaceae. The transcript is spliced from 6 exons. The record is from RefSeq and is a predicted model, not a curated record.
GUGGUGCUGGGGGUUAAGAAGGGCCGGUUGCUGCGUAUUUGUUUGAUACAACUUACGAUCAAACGAAGUACAAAUAAGUACACAUCCUUUUCCAGACUACACGCCUACACCUCUCCGCCGAGCCGUCACCAAUACCACAAUCAUGCCCACAACUAAAACAAUCCAUCAUCCGCACCUCGGCACCAUCCACGGUACAGCCGACGAUGACGGCGUCAUCCGCUUCCUUGGUUUGCAGUACGCGACGCUGAAGGAUCGGUUGGCGGCGCCGGAGCUGGUAGUAUCAGGGAGUGGUGGGGCAGGGGAGAUCGACGCACGCAAGUUUGGUCCCCCCGUGCUCUCUCCACCCCAAGCCUGCGCCCUCGAGCUCUCCCUCAUCCAAGCGCCGUCAGCGCCGCCUUUCGCAGCAUCCAUAGCUCCGCCGCCACCCCCAGACGACCUCAAUGGCUUGAACCUCAACAUCACUGUUCCGGCCCUCGCUCUGGAGGGCCAGGGCUCUACCCGUCGCCCGCUGCCCGUUAUUGUCUUUGUGCAUGGCGGCGGCUUCUUCAUCGGCGCAAAUUCCUGGCCGCAGUAUGAUUUCGGACGACUUGUGCGGCUGGCUGCUGAGAAGGGGAAGCCUGUUAUUGGUGUGGGUAUUAACUACCGCCUCGGCGCCCCCGGCUUCCUGACCUCAGCCGAGCUCCGCGCAGCCGGCUACGCCGCCAACAACGGCCUGCGCGACCAGGCUGCCGCGCUGCAAUGGGUGCAGCGGCACAUCAGCGGCUUCGGAGGCGACGCGCGCAACGUGACUGCACUGGGACAGAGUGCGGGCGCUGUCUCUCUCCUCGAGCAGCUCAACUCCCGCACACCACUGUUCACGCGCCUCGCCGCACUAGCCGGGACGCCACUGAACGCGCGGCCGCUCCCGCCCCCCGUGGCCGAAGCAACCUACACGACUAUAACAGCAGCGCUCGGGCUCGAGAACGGCAGUGCGGCCGAGCGCGUCCACGCGCUGCUGCAUCUGCCGGGCGAGGAGCUGCUUGCGAAAAUCUCGCCCGAGCUCCCGCUCGCCCCGGUCCUGGAUCCGGCGUCGCUGCCGCGCGUGUGGUCGUUUGAGGAGGGUAAGCAGGAAGACGUGUUGCGUGAGAUGCCCGGACGGAAAUGGUGCAAGGGGUUGAUGGUUGGGGAUUGUGCAUUUGAUGCAAACAUCUACACGCACCUAUCGCCCAGCUUCGCGCAGCCCGCCCUCGCCGCCGCCUUCGCAGCAUCCGUCUCCCGCUCCCUCGCCUCCCACCCGGGCGCCGCAUCCGCCCUGCUAGAGGCUUACGCAAUCACGCCCUCGACGCCCGCCCCUGCCGCCCGCACCGCAAUCGCCCGGUUCGGCACGGACAUCGCGUACCAAGCCGCGGUAAGGCGGUGCGCGGGGGCUUGGCGGGCUACUUCUGACGUGGGAGGAACUGACGACGAAGGAGGAACCUCUGACGAAGGAGGGCUGUCCGCCGCAGGAAAAGGCUCAAACGAAGAAAGAGGCGCACCCGAAGGAGCUCAACCACCCUUCCUCUACCACUUCAACGCCGCAAACCCCUGGCCCGGCCCCGACGCAGGCGAGGCAACACACAUCCUAGACGCGGCGUUCCUCUUCCAGAACUUCAGCGCGCAGCUCACCUCCGCGCAGCAGAGCGUCGCGGCCGCGUUUGCGUUGGACGUUAUUGCGUUUGCGCGGGGUGAGGCGCCGUGGAUGGGGUUUGGUGGUGUGGGGAAGGGGGAGGGUGGGGAGGAUGAUGUCGAGGACAAGGUUGAGGGCGUCAGGGUGUAUGGCGGCGCGGAUGGGUGGGGUGGCGGUGCUGAGAGCUUUGCGCGUGCUGGGGGUAAAGAGACGGGGAGGCGGGGGGUGCUUGCUAGGCUUGCGGCGAUGGGGCCGGGGUUGCAUGGGUUGGGGGAGGCGUGGGAGCGGUGGUUGCGGGGCGAGUGAGGUUGCGGGUGGAUGAGAGUGUUGUGUAUGUGUUUGAAUGGAUGGAAUGCUUUAGUCUCGUCGCUGGAUAUGUAUAUAUAUAUAUAUAUAUAUAUAUAC